This is a messenger RNA of Aspergillus puulaauensis, 2565 nucleotides long. RefSeq lists its product as uncharacterized. Gene Ontology annotation, cellular component: cytoplasm. NCBI's taxonomy places the organism in Eukaryota, Fungi, Ascomycota, Eurotiomycetes, Eurotiales, Aspergillaceae. The transcript is spliced from 3 exons. The record is from RefSeq and is a predicted model, not a curated record. The coding region runs from base 1 to 2565 and encodes 854 amino acids.
AUGGCUGCGCCAACCAACAACAAGCCGUCGUCGGCUUCCCUGACCCCGCCUAAUAAUGCCUCUUCUAGGCUGGAGAGAACUCAUCCUGGCAUUCGUCGUUCGACUCCGGAUUCCGAAGCCCUAGCUUCUUCCGACGAUGAUGUAGAGCAUUCCCUGCCUGCGCCUUCUACAAACAUGCCUGCACAGAAGCCUGCACGCCGGACCUCUUGGCUCAACGAAAUCCCUGCUACCAUGCCUCGAAAGGGCUCACUUACUGGGGCUCCUUUGUCCUCAGGAGCUUCCAAUCCAACCAGUCCUGCUACUGACCAAUCCGGAUGGCAAACCAGCACUAGCCCUGGAUUGAACAGCUCCAUUAGUUGGAAUACCGUUGGCAAUACUUCGUUUCCGUGGGGUACCGGCAUCUGGAAUACCGAUUCCCGCAAAGAACCUCCGCCUCGCCUUUCAGAGAUUGUUCCGUCUCCCACGAUGUCUAAUCCAUCGACUUCGAGCAACUACUUGGCCGAAGAACUCCUUAGUCCAACCACUCGGACUUCUGGUGACUCCUCAAUCCCGUUUUCCAUUCCGCUUCACCCAACACCUAAAACCUAUCGCUCUCAGUCAUAUUCUGUGGGUCAACUAGAUCCUGAAUAUCUUGGUUUGACCGCUGGCAGUAAGCCGCCGAAUGCAUACGCUGGUGGUCGUCCUAGGAAUGGAGCACAGUUCUCUGCACUGCAGCAUCGUUCGUCGCGCCCCAGUUUGCUCGGAGAGCUGGGCCACGACCCCGCUACUCUGGGCCGUGUACGUGAAGAUGAGGAUGAUGGUGCUGAGAGCCCUGGUGGAUCGGACGGUAGCUACGGCAAUUAUAACGCCAACCAAGCUCGUACAAUUGAGCAACUCUCGCGAGAGAAUGCUCUCCUGCGCCAGGCAGCUGGACAAGUGGAUACUCCAUACAGGGAUCGCGCCAUGUCAACUGCAUCGGCAACUAGCGGAUAUGCAGUUGGCGGUGGCAUUCGUAACUCGCAUCGCAUUCGCGGCAGCGUUCCGGAAGAAGCGGACCUUGCUGUAGAGGAUCUCGAUGAGGUGGGUAAUAUUCCCGGCUACCAUGAUAUGUACAGCAACACCAGGAGGAGAUUCUCCGAACAUUCGGGCAAUUUGGAGAAACAAUUCUCUGGCUUAUCGCCUGCGGAAAACCGCACUCUAGGCGAUUUGAGAAAGGCACACUGGCAGACUUCUCUUGGGUUCGGUAGCCUCGCAGAUAUUCCCCAGAGUCGGCGUCACUCGUUCGCCGAAAUACCGAUUCGCCACCCAUCUAUCUCUGGAGACUCCCAGGUAACGAGCACCGCUCGGGUCGGAUUAAGUGAGAAGGAUGAGAAUUAUGCCAAUAUCAACGACGGUUCUAUUCCGAAUGCCCCAGGCCAAAAUCAAUCCUAUUUUGCUCGCGAUGCAUCUAUUCGCAACGCGGUCGAUUCCCAAUCCCCUAUCGCACCUUCUUUCCACCAAGGCUAUAACCCAUAUGGUCGCCACCAACCUGCCCUCCCGCAUCAGAACCAGCUGCUUUACAUUGUGACCUUCAAGUGCCACCGCGCGGACGUUUUCUACAUUCAAGAGGACACCGGCCUUCAAGUGAACCCUGGAGAUCUGGUCAUUGUAGAGGCAGACCGCGGUACUGAUCUUGGAACUAUUCAGCACGCCAACAUUUCACUGCAGAAAGCACGGGAGUUGAAACAGAAAUAUGCUGAAGAGCAUUACAAAUGGUUGAUGAUGUUUUCCAGGCAAGGCCAAAACGGUGCCGCAAGUGCAGUUGGUGCGCAGGGCAAUGUCUCGAGCAUGGGUGGCCGGAGCGCCAUUGGUGGCAUGGGACCUCACGGUGCACACGGAGUGCAGGAACCCGCUGGUGAAAUUAAACCGAAAUUGAUCAAGCGACUUGCCCAAAACCAUGAGAUCCUGACUCUGCGUGACAAAGAGGGAAAUGAAGCGAAAGCGAAGCGCGUCUGUCAACAGAAGGUAGCAGAACACCAGCUGAACAUGGAAAUUCUUGACGCGGAAUUUCAAAUGGACUGGAAGAAACUUACAUUUUACUACUUUGCCGACUCGUACAUCAACUUCAACUCCCUUGUUACCGACCUUUUCAAGAUCUACAAAACUAGAAUUUGGAUGUCCGCCAUUAACCCGGCGUCGUUUGUCACACCUCCAUCUGCUGGUAUUCAGAGCCCUAACCCUCUCGGAUAUGGUCAGGAUGCUCAAGGUGACCGUCCCCACCAGCGUGACGCUAGAGCAUUUGGCAAUUCCCGUGAUGGUCUAGAUGCUGGACGGGAUGGUGUUGCCAACCAGAUGGGCCUGCUACGCAGUGGAUAUGGAGACUCCUAUCAGCAAUUCGGCCAUUCCCCUCGUCAACCUGAAGCUGGCAUGGGUGGACUGGGAUCCGCCGAUCCUUUCACCUCCUACCCGGCUGGUGGGUACGGUGCACUGGAGCCAGGGUAUACCGAUUAUACCGGGACCUCUGGUGUUAACAACGGGGCCUCUCGUAUGCACCCUGCUCCGGUUGAAUGGAUGAAUCGUUUCCAGGGUCUGUCGCUCAACUCUUGA